GAUGUUGUAAUAAUCAUGUAUGUUUCUUGUGUCAGUCGUCCAGUGAAGGUAUGUCUGUGUCCGUAUCUACCGGCGCAUCCUCUUGAUGUCUCCACCUCUCUCUAUAUCGUCCAACAUCCAGCUGAGGAGAGUCGAGUUCUCCGCACGGUUCCUCUCCUGACGGCGUGUCUUCCUCCAGGAAAAUGCAAAGUUUUCAUUGGAAGGCGAUUUUCUGAAGAAAGACAUCCAGAGCUGGCGGCCGUGUGUAAAGACACACACACUCUUCUUCUGUAUCCAGGAGCUUCUGCGGAGAAUCUGGAGGAUGUGACAUCAGAUUUCUCCUCCACUCCACACAACGUCGUUCUGAUCGACGGCACCUGGAGUCAAGCCAAAGACAUGUUCCUCCGAAACGGCCUCUUCAGACUCCCGAGACAGGUGCAGCUCGGCAGCGCCCCGUCCAGUCAGUAUGUGAUCCGCACGCAGCCCACCAACAUGUGUGUGUCCACGCUGGAAUGUGCCGCCGUGACACUCGCCAUCAUGGAGAAGAACCACAACAUUCAGGAGGUUCUCCUCAAACCUCUUCAGGCUCUGUGUUCAUUCCAGCUCCAACACGGUGCUCAAAUUCACCACAGUAAAGAACAUUUGAUCAAGAACGGACAGUACAACAAGAUUCUGCCCAUAAACAAGCGCAAGAUCCGCAGGAUGCAGAAACUCAUCACCAAUGAAAACAUCUGAGACCGUUUCAGAUCAACUAAAGCAGAUUUUGUUUUCUAGUUUCUCAUUCGAUCAGAAUGGAGUUUACCUUUUCAUGUUCAAAGAGCAAUAUUUAUAUUAUCUGUUUAUGAAUCUGAUAAAGACUGUAACUGUAGAUUUAUUAAUAAAUGUGAUAUUAGUCAUG
Messenger RNA from Xyrauchen texanus (razorback sucker), 877 nucleotides. Its product is annotated as tRNA-uridine aminocarboxypropyltransferase 2-like. Lineage: Eukaryota; Metazoa; Chordata; Actinopteri; Cypriniformes; Catostomidae. The record is from RefSeq and is a predicted model, not a curated record. The transcript is spliced from 5 exons. The coding region runs from base 16 to 714 and encodes 232 amino acids.